Juglans microcarpa x Juglans regia is the source of this 1632-nucleotide messenger RNA. Its product is annotated as UDP-glucuronic acid decarboxylase 6-like. Gene Ontology annotation, molecular function: UDP-glucuronate decarboxylase activity; NAD+ binding. The record is from RefSeq and is a predicted model, not a curated record. The transcript has 13 exons. Gene Ontology annotation, biological process: D-xylose metabolic process. Gene Ontology annotation, cellular component: cytoplasm. NCBI's taxonomy places the organism in Eukaryota, Viridiplantae, Streptophyta, Magnoliopsida, Fagales, Juglandaceae. The coding region runs from base 234 to 1274 and encodes 346 amino acids.
UCAUACUUUUAAGGAUUCCGUGAACUUGAAGCCUUUGGUUUGAAUUUUUUUUAAGAAAAAAUUAAUUAAUUCAGUAUUUGAUCGCGAAAGUUUCGAUUUUUGAAUUGGUUUUGUACUAUAAAUACCGGUCCCUGAUCGUUGAGUGUUCGCGGAUCGGAAGCGUGAUUAGGGUUUGUGGUCCUCUUCUUUGAACCGACUAUUAGGCAUUGGGUUUUAGAGGAGAUCUGAAAGAAAUGGCAACGAACACUGCCAACGGUGAGCACCAAACAACAACCAAGCCACCUCCAUUGCCGUCUCCACUGCGAUUUUCCAAGUUUUUUCAGUCAAAUAUGAGAAUCUUGGUCACUGGAGGAGCUGGAUUCAUCGGCUCUCACUUAGUCGACAAAUUGAUGGAAAAUGAAAAGAACGAGGUAAUUGUUGCUGAUAACUACUUCACUGGAUCAAAGGACAAUCUUAAAAAAUGGAUUGGUCAUCCGAGAUUCGAGCUUAUUCGUCAUGAUGUUACCGAGCCAUUGUUGAUUGAGGUCGAUCAGAUUUACCAUCUUGCAUGCCCCGCAUCUCCAAUUUUCUACAAAUACAAUCCUGUGAAGACCAUAAAGACAAACGUGAUUGGCACCCUGAACAUGCUAGGACUUGCCAAGCGAGUUGGUGCCAGGAUUUUACUUACAUCAACCUCAGAGGUAUAUGGAGAUCCUCUUGUGCAUCCCCAGCCAGAAAGCUACUGGGGAAAUGUUAACCCAAUUGGAGUUCGGAGCUGCUAUGAUGAGGGGAAGCGUGUAGCUGAGACCUUGAUGUUUGAUUAUCACAGGCAGCAUGGGAUAGAAAUUCGCAUUGCUAGAAUCUUCAACACAUACGGGCCACGCAUGAAUAUUGACGAUGGGCGGGUGGUCAGCAAUUUCAUAGCCCAAGCAAUUCGUGAUGAACCAUUGACGGUCCAACUUCCAGGAACCCAAACUCGCAGUUUCUGUUAUGUUUCUGACAUGGUUGAUGGCCUUAUUCGUCUCAUGGAAGGAGAGAACACUGGGCCAAUCAACAUUGGAAAUCCAGAUGAAUUUACCAUGCUUGAACUUGCCGAGACAGUAAAGGAGCUUAUUAAUCCUGAGGUAGAGAUAAAGAUGGUUGACAACACUCCUGAUGAUCCGCGACAAAGGAAACCUGACAUAACAAAGGCUAAAGAAUUGCUGGGGUGGGAGCCAAAAAUCAAGUUGAGGGAUGGCCUUCCCCUCAUGGAGGAGGAUUUCCGACACAGGCUUGGAGUGGCCAAAAAGAAAUGAAUCUGUUGGCUGAAAUAUAGAGAAAGGGGAGAGAACCUUUUGUCACAGGUUUUGCAUCAUACAUGACAGUGCUUUAAGAUGCAUCAUCCACGUUUCCUAUCGGCUUUUUUUGUGCUGCCCUUUGUUCCUCUUUGCAUUCUUGGUGUUCAGCAUAGCAAAUAAGUGCUGAAUGAGUGUUGUCUUUUCCAUACUAUUUUUCUCCUUUUGGAAAUUAUGAAUACUGAGUUUUCUCCUUUUGGAAAUUCUGAAUACUGAGAAACCAUGGAAGUCCUUAAACAUGGCAUUGGCCACUCUUUUGUAGACAACAGAAGAUUGUUCUUGGUUGAGUCAAUUACACCAUACUCCAAUUUUGCCGCUA